Messenger RNA from Lacerta agilis (Sand lizard), 1776 nucleotides. It is a transcript of the gene TFG, whose product is annotated as trafficking from ER to golgi regulator. Gene Ontology annotation, molecular function: identical protein binding. Lineage: Eukaryota; Metazoa; Chordata; Lepidosauria; Squamata; Lacertidae. Gene Ontology annotation, biological process: endoplasmic reticulum to Golgi vesicle-mediated transport; COPII vesicle coat assembly. The coding region runs from base 150 to 1352 and encodes 400 amino acids. The transcript is spliced from 8 exons. The record is from RefSeq and is a predicted model, not a curated record. Gene Ontology annotation, cellular component: endoplasmic reticulum exit site.
AUUCCACACCACUGCUGCCUAUUGUUAUAUUUUACUAACCACUACUGCAUGGCGGGACAUCUGACCUCCAGUUGAAAGUAAAAGGGAUAAUCUGCCCAGCUACUCAGUACAUUUUACAAGACAGCUGUGUAAGAAGGCCAGAGUUAACCAUGAAUGGACAACUGGAUUUGAGUGGAAAGCUUAUAAUUAAAGCUCAAAUGGGUGAUGAUAUUAGAAGAAUUCCCAUUCACAAUGAGGACAUCACCUAUGACGAGUUAGUGCUGAUGAUGCAGAGAGUUUUCAGGGGAAAGCUUCUGAGCAAUGAUGAAGUUACAAUAAAAUACAAAGACGAAGAUGGAGAUCUUAUAACUAUCUUUGAUAGCUCAGAUCUUUCUUUUGCAAUUCAGUGCAGUAGGAUACUGAAAUUGACACUGUUUGUGAAUGGGCAGCCAAGGCCUCUAGAAUCUAAUCAAGUGAAAUACCUCCGUCGAGAGCUGAUAGAACUUCGUAACAAAGUGAAUCGUUUGCUGGAUUGCCUAGAGCCCCCAGCUGAACCAGGACUUUCCACAAGCCUCCCUGAAAAUGAUGUUGCAGAGAGUAGGGAAGAUAAGCCUGCUACUACUGACUCUACUGUCAAGCCUUCUACUCAAGUUAUAGCAGCAAGUAUGUCUGCUUUUGAUCCAUUAAAAAAUCAAGAUGAAAUCAACAAAAAUGUCAUGUCAGCAUUUGGGCUGGCAGAUGAUCAGGUGUCGGGAUCCCCCAGUGCCCCUGUAGAAGAACGUUCCGGAACACCCGAUAGCAUUGCUUCUUCAUCUUCUGCAGCUCAUCCACCUGGAGUUCAACCACAGCAGCCACCAUAUGGAGGAACUCAGCCACAAACUGGUCAGAUGGAAGGCCAGAUAUAUCCACAAUAUCCACAACAAGCUGGAUACCCUGCUCAGCAGCCUCAGCCUCAGCCUCAGCCACAGUAUGGUAUGCAGUAUCCAGCAGGCUACAGCCAGCAGACUGCUCCUCAACAAGCACAGCAGUUCCAAGCAUACAGCCAGCAGCCCUCACAGGCUCCAGCUCCUGGGUUUCCUGGCCAGCCUCAACCUCAGCAGCUGCCAGCUCAGCCUCCCCAGCAGUAUCAGGCAGGCACCUUUCCUGCACAGAACUACACAACACAAGCUUCACAGUCGGCCAGUUAUAAUGUGACCCCAGCUUCUCAACCUGGAAUGGCUCCCAGCCAGCCAGGUGCUUAUCAGCCAAGACCAGGCUUCACUCCACCGCCUGGAACUACUAUGACACCCCCUCCAAGUGCCCCCAAUCCAUAUGCACGCAAUCGCCCUCCUUUUGGCCAGGGUUACACCCAGCCAGGUCCUGGCUAUCGAUAAGGAAGCUGUGCUGUUGACGGGCCGCAAGUAAAUCCAAGCUGUUGCUGUUGCUAUUCCAUCCAUACAGACUCCAAGGUUCUUUAACUAAAAUAUGGAAACUAAUGAAAGGCAGAAUAUUCUAUGGUAUCACUGUUGCUGUAUAAUUUGCUGGGAUAAAUGACCAAAUGAAUCUUGUUUCCUGCUUUAAAUUGUAUUGGCUUUCUAGUUUAAUAUUGGAAACACUACCUAAAUGUUUGUAAAGUAAUGACAUUCUGACUUGCCAUAUUAAACUACUAGGUGAAAAAUCUAGCUGAAAUCUGGCUUGUUUUUACUAAUAAAAUGAUGUACUAAAUUAGAUCCACUUGUUAAAACUAAGUAUGAUGUUUAAAUUGUAACAUGCACACUGAAAUUGAAUAAAAUAUUCAAACCAUCCUUUUUUGUUCAA